AGUACAGCCACGUCAACAUAUUUGUCCAUGAAAGGGUUAACAUGACGUCGGGUGCAUAGUAUUGGAGAGCGUCAAUGAAUGAGCGAUGGAGGGCAAAGACUCGCUGUAUCCAACUAUAUGUCAAGCCAAGGACACCAGCGUACCAAAUUGAGUGUGGGACUCAGAGCUCAAACGGCUACUUAGGUUCUCGCGCGGUUUCCAAUAUUCAGUGAGGAGAAUAGAAACAGCAAAGGCUUUUUAAAAUAAUUUAUCGAUUUAAAACGAUAUGGUAAAAGGAGAGGACGCGGAGCAAUAUGCCGCGGCAAGUCUAUUACCAACAAAACCAAUAAGUCAAGAUGGAAUCAAAAUUGCCAAGCGGAGGGAUGACAGCGGUCGUCUGUCAGUGUGCAGUAAGUUGUGCUAUGCCAUCGGAGGGGCUCCCUACCAGAUCACAGGCAGCGCUCUGGGCUUCUUUCUCCAGAUCUACCUGCUGGAUGUGGCCCAGCUGGACCCAUUCUAUGCCUCUAUCAUCUUGUUUGUGGGCCGGGCCUGGGAUGCAGUGACCGACCCAACGGUGGGCUUCCUGGUGAGCCGGAGCAGAUGGACCCGGUGUGGCCGGAUGAUGCCCUGGAUCCUCAUCUCUACUCCGUUUGCGGUGCUCACCUACUUCCUGAUCUGGUAUGUCCCUCCGGUGGAGCAGGGGAAGGUGCUGUGGUAUCUGGUCUUCUACUGCCUCUUCCAGUCUCUGCAGACGUGCUUCCAUGUGCCGUACUCAGCACUCACCAUGUUCAUCAGCACGGACCAGAAAGAGAGGGACUCUGCCACUGCCUACCGUAUGACAGUGGAGGUGCUGGGAACAGUGGUUGGCACAGCAAUCCAGGGGCAGAUUGUGGGCGGGGCGAUCGCCCCCUGUCUCCCGGGUGACCUGGAUGUCCUUGACAACGGUAACUCCACACUGCUGGGGUCAGACAUCAACAUCUCCCACAUCUCCCUGGAUGAAACGAAACAAGCUUACCUCAUCGCGUCAGGAGUCAUCUGUGCCAUGUACGUUCUCUGUGCUGCAGUCCUGUUCCUGGGAGUCAGAGAGCAGGAAGAGUGUGGGCGUCUGAAGACGGAGCCCAUGUCGUUCUUUGAAGGCAUGAGGAUGGUGAUGGGAUACGGGCCGUAUAUCAAACUGGUCAUGGGAUUCCUCUUCACAUCGCUGGCCUUCAUGCUCCUGGAGGGGAACUUUGCCCUGUUCAUCACCUACACGCUUGGCUUCAGAAAUGACUUCCAGAAUAUUCUGCUGGUCAUUAUGCUCUCUGGGACUUUGUCCAUUCCAUUCUGGCAGUGGUUCCUGAUCCGAUUCGGGAAGAAGACUGCAGUCUACAUUGGCAUCACGUGGGCAGUGCCCUUCAUGAUCCUGAUCGUCUGUAUGGAGAGCAGUCUCAUUGUGGCCUAUGUGGUCUCUGUGGCAGCGGGAGUCAGUGUGGCUGCAGCUUUCCUCCUACCUUGGUCAAUGCUCCCAGAUGUGGUGGAUGAUUUCAAAGUGAAGAAUCCAGACUCUAGCGGCCACGAGGCCAUUUUCUACUCCUUCUAUGUCUUCUUCACCAAGUUUGCCUCAGGAAUAUCCCUCGGCAUCUCCACUCUCAGUCUAGACUUUGCCGGCUAUGUGACCAGAGGCUGCUCGCAACCCGACGCUGUGAAUUUAACCCUGAAGGUGCUGGUCUCUCCUGUUCCUGUUGUUCUGAUAUUCCUGGGGCUGUUUAUAUUCAAGACCUACCCCAUUGACGAGGAGAGGAGGCAAGGCAACCGGAAACUACUGCAGGAGAUGCGGGAGAGCGAUCAGGAUUCCGAGACAGAGUCCACAGAGCUUGGGAGCGUUGUAUAGGAGCCCCGGGAGAGAAGGGCGACCAACCAAAAGGCCACCACUGCCCAGCGUGUUUGCACUGGCAGGCUGGAGUGAUGAGGCCACCGGGGAGGCUGGACCAAGAUUGUGUGUUUUGGGUUUAACUGGAUUUAUGGAGGAGAAACCACAGAACACAGGAUUCCACAGGCUUACAGAGACCCCUAUUGGACACUCUGAGUUAUCGCUCUCUCUGUAGAGUACCUACUGUACUAUGUAUGUGAUUUGUGGUACUGGUUUAUCUGUCUGUUUGUUUACAUUACAAACAUUCAUUUGGGAUUUUUUAUCAGGCAUUUACCCAUCAGCAGCCUUUCUCUGCACUAAAACAAGACUUUCCAAUCAGCAGGAUGGUCCUCAUAGAGGGAAGAUUUCAGCAUUCAUUUUUUAGGGCAUAUCAGUAACUUGUUCCAUCUAGACUGGAUUUAUAUGGUUAUGGUUAUUUUUGUAUUGAAAUAAUAUUCACUUAUUUCAAGAGAAUAAUACACCUCUUUAGGGAUGUGGAGAGCACUGUUACAAUCUUAUCCACUGGAAUUAUAUUUGUGUCUCAUGGGGAAAAGAUAAAAGGAACCUUGUAAAAUAAACUCUAACCUUAAUGAACUCAUUGACAUUGCCAAUAAUGUGUCUGGAUUUCAGACUUACUAUAUUUAGGCUAGCUGAAUUCUACCUUUUAUAAUUACUGGCUUAACAGCACGUCUUGUACAGUUGUACUUUGUAAACCUUGUAGUUGCAAGAGAUUUUCUGUAUAACAGUUUUAACUUAAUUAUAUUUGGUAAAAGUUGUUUCUCCCCCACGAUACUAAGACUUUCCUUAAAAAGCAGAGUCUUUCUUGGCGAGUCCAAAGGCUAGUGGGGAGGCUUUCUAACAAGUGACUAUCUCUGUUAAAGUUAACAACUUAUCUCACGCCUAACUUAAUGUUUGGACAUCUUAGAGGCCAUCUUGGCCCAAAGCACAGAAUUUUCACUAACUAUUAAAACUAGUUAUGUUUUGAUGAAAGCACACAGUACUAAUUUGGCAAUAAUCAUUACAGAUUAAUCAAAUUCUAUAUACACUCAUCUGAAUAUGGAUGUGCACAUUUUGUACAGUUGUGUGUGCGCGCAUGUGUGUGUGUGUGUGUAUAUAUAUACACAGUAUAUAACGUGUGUGUGUGUUUGUGGGUUUCGUUGUAUGAUCAUCAGAAUGAUUAGGUGACUGUCAUCACAUGAUAGGCUGAUUUUGAAUUUCAAAAAUCUUUAACUUGUUUACCUUAUUUAGAAGUCUUGUCUAAAGAUAAUGUGUCAGUUGAGGCUGUGUCCUGAUCUUAUGCUGUGUGCAGUGUGACCAACAAUCAGUUGUAAUGUUUGUAUGAAUCUUUUUGAUCAGACCAAAGCCAAGUUUUCUAUUUAUCAGACAAAUCAAUAUUAAGAACAAAUGUUUUUUUACUCUUGAAUGUCUCAAGUACUGUAAUAUUGAACAACUUUGACAAAUCCUAAGCAGUAUCUAGAUAUCUAAAAACAGAGUAUUUUCUUUGGCUAGUAGCCUACAAUGGGUACAUAACCUCUUAGAUGUAAAAUCCCCUAUUUAGGUGACCUGCGUGGUUCUGGGACAUUUUAGCUUAUAAAUCGAUCUGUGGACACUGUAGAUCGAAAUGGCUUGCAUUGAGCGAUAGCACUGGUUCCCACGGACACAGUAGCCUGUGCGACGUAGGAUGUGAAAUCUGAAACCACUUGAAGCUGGGAUGUCCCUCCUAGCAUUUCAUUCGCUCUUCUGAAUGUUCAACUCCUGCCUGAACCCUACAUCACAAACACUGACAAAGCACAUACCUGCAAUCCUUAUAUCGUAGCGCAGCAGGAGACAGUGGUUUCAUCACUAUAGCACAUUCAGAGAUCGAUUUAUAGCAAUUAAUCUAAAAUAAUUCAUAGAUUUUAAACAAACACACUGUCAUAGAUGGACAAGAUACAUAUGAGAUGAAAGGCGCGUUCCUAAUGAGUUCAGGAAGCCAAGCUAGAGCUCUGUGUGAUGUUCACAGCUGUGGGGGCAGAGAGACCUUUAGAAAAUAUGCACAUUUUCUCACACUAAACAUACAAAUAUGUAUUUUACAGUUAUAAGGAAGGUGAAAUCUUACAGCUAUUGGCUUUAUAAUUUGAUUAUACUGUAUUUAUAAAGCAUAAGUCAUUUCAAGCUUUAUUCAUACAGUUUUGUUGAAUAGGAAAUAUGUCAUAUUUUCAGCAAAAUUGUACUUGAGCUUGUGUCCUCAAAAGUGACUAUACCUCAGCAUUUUUAUUUAUUUUUUAUGACCAGAAAGUUGAGAU
Coregonus clupeaformis (lake whitefish) is the source of this 4152-nucleotide messenger RNA. Its product is annotated as sodium-dependent lysophosphatidylcholine symporter 1-B. Gene Ontology annotation, cellular component: membrane. Gene Ontology annotation, molecular function: lysophospholipid:sodium symporter activity. NCBI's taxonomy places the organism in Eukaryota, Metazoa, Chordata, Actinopteri, Salmoniformes, Salmonidae. Bases 266 to 1849 code for a protein of 527 amino acids. The transcript is spliced from 14 exons. Gene Ontology annotation, biological process: carbohydrate transport. The record is from RefSeq and is a predicted model, not a curated record.